Molecule: messenger RNA, 3326 nt
Organism: Ochotona curzoniae (black-lipped pika)
Lineage: Eukaryota; Metazoa; Chordata; Mammalia; Lagomorpha; Ochotonidae
Gene: SEC23B
Product: SEC23 homolog B, COPII coat complex component
Exons: 20
Coding region: 408-2714 (768 amino acids)
Biological process (GO): intracellular protein transport; endoplasmic reticulum to Golgi vesicle-mediated transport; COPII-coated vesicle budding
Cellular component (GO): endoplasmic reticulum exit site; COPII vesicle coat
Molecular function (GO): zinc ion binding; GTPase activator activity
Source: RefSeq, a predicted model, not a curated record
UCAUUGUUCUGGCUUCUGGUUGCUAAGGCGCUGAGAGGGAUUUCCCAUGGAUGUCCCAUGGUGUGUGGGCGAACGCCGGGGUCGUGCCGGGCAGCGACUAUGGGAGCGACUCUGCAAGGUUCUCUGAAGCAGAAACGUUUACGGGAAACUUGAGGCAGCUGUUCCUCCGACGCGGAGGCGUGACGGCCAUGCCCGAUCCAAGAUGACGGCGUGGCUUCCUUAACCGGCGCGCUUCCGCUAGCCCGCACAGAAUUCGCUCUUUGAUUGGUCAGUGGACGGUUUCCCGGCGUGACGCGCAGGGGCGCUGGCCAAUCCGUUGAGAGCUGAGCUGGACUUGGUGGUGGGAGCGAGAACCCAGCUUUUCCAGCUGUGCGUUCCAACGGCUGCGGGCAGUUCCCUUGCAGACGAUGGCAGCCACGUAUCUGGAGUUCAUUCAGCAGAAUGAAGAGCGCGAUGGCGUGCGGUUCACGUGGAACGUGUGGCCCUCCAGCCGCCUGGAGGCCACGAGGAUGGUGGUGCCCCUGGCCUGUCUCCUAACUCCCCUGAAGGAGCGUCCAGACCUGCCACCCGUGCAGUAUGAGCCUGUGUUGUGCAGCAGGCCAACGUGCAAGGCCGUGCUCAGCCCUCUCUGUCAGGUUGAUUAUCGAGCAAAACUCUGGGCCUGCAAUUUCUGUUUCCAAAGAAAUCAGUUUCCUCCGGCUUAUGCGGGCAUAUCUGAGAUGAAUCAACCUGCCGAGUUGAUGCCCCAGUUUUCUACCAUUGAGUACGUGGUACAGCGGGGUCCCCAGGCCCCCCUGAUCUUUCUGUACGUGGUCGACACAUGUCUGGAGGAAGAUGACCUUCAAGCACUCAAAGAGUCCUUGCAGAUGUCCCUGAGUCUCCUUCCACCAGACGCCCUGGUAGGCCUCAUCACUUUUGGGAGGAUGGUGCAGGUGCAUGAACUAAGCUGCGAAGGAAUCUCCAAAAGUUACGUCUUCCGGGGGACCAAGGAUUUAACUGCAAAGCAGAUCCAGGAUAUGCUGGGCCUGAGCAAGCCGGCCAUGGCCAUGUCGCAGCCAAGACCUGCUCAAGCGCAUGAGCACCCUUCUGUUUCAAGCAGGUUUCUGCAGCCGGUUCACAAGAUUGACAUGACCCUCACCGAUCUGCUGGGCGAGCUGCAGAGGGACCCAUGGCCGGUAACUCAGGGGAAGAGACCCUUGCGCUCCACUGGCAUUGCCCUGUCCAUCGCCGUUGGCUUGUUGGAGGGCACUUUCCCCAACAUGGGAGCCCGAAUCAUGCUGUUCACGGGUGGCCCGCCUACCCAAGGGCCUGGCAUGGUCGUUGGUGAUGAGCUGAAGGUUCCUAUCCGUUCCUGGCAUGACAUUGAAAAAGACAAUGCACGCUUCAUGAAGAAGGCGACCAAGCAUUACGAGAUGCUCGCUAAUCGAACUGCUGUCAACGGCCACUGCAUUGAUAUUUACGCCUGUGCCCUUGAUCAGACCGGGCUUCUGGAGAUGAAGUGUUGCACGAAUCUUACUGGAGGCUACAUGGUGAUGGGAGAUUCUUUCAACACUUCACUCUUCAAACAGACAUUCCAAAGAAUUUUUAGUAAAGAUUUUAAUGGAAAUUUUCGAAUGGCAUUUGGUGCUACUUUAGAAGUAAAGACCUCUCGGGAACUGAAGAUUGCAGGAGCCAUUGGCCCGUGUGUAUCUCUGAAUGUGAAAGGACCGUGUGUGUCAGAAAAUGAGCUGGGUGUUGGGGGCACAAGUCAGUGGAAGAUCUGUGGCCUGGAUCCUACCUCUACCCUUGGCAUCUACUUUGAAGUUGUCAAUCAGCACAACGCCCCGAUCCCCCAGGGAGGCAGAGGCGCCAUCCAGUUCAUCACACAGUAUCAGCAUUCCAGCACCCAGAGACGCAUCCGUGUGACCACCAUCGCCCGAAAUUGGGCAGAUGCACAGAGUCAGCUCAGGCAUAUUGAAGCCUCCUUUGACCAGGAGGCUGCUGCCGUCUUGAUGGCGCGGCUAGGUGUCUUCCGGGCCGAGUCUGAGGAGGGGCCCGACGUGCUCCGGUGGCUGGACCGCCAGCUCAUCCGACUGUGUCAGAAAUUUGGCCAAUAUAACAAGGAAGAUCCCACUUCCUUCAGGUUAUCAGAUUCCUUCUCUCUGUAUCCUCAGUUCAUGUUCCACCUUAGAAGGUCUCCGUUCCUGCAAGUGUUUAACAACAGCCCUGACGAGUCGUCCUAUUACAGACACCACUUUGCCCGGCAGGACCUGAUGCAGUCCCUCAUCAUGAUCCAGCCCGUUCUCUACUCCUACUCCUUCCAUGGGCCGCCUGAGCCCGUGCUCCUGGACAGCAGCAGUAUCCUGGCAGACAGAAUUUUGCUGAUGGACACCUUCUUCCAGAUUGUCAUUUACCUUGGUGAGACUGUGGCCCAGUGGCGGAAAGCUGGAUACCAGGACAUGCCAGAGUACGAAAGCUUCAGGCACCUGCUGCAGGCUCCCCUGGAUGAUGCCCAGGAAAUCCUUCAGGCGCGCUUCCCCAUGCCGCGCUACAUCAAUACGGAGCACGGCGGCAGUCAGGCUCGAUUUCUUCUAUCCAAAGUGAACCCAUCUCAGACACACAAUAACCUGUUUGCCUGGGGCCAGGAAACCGGCGCACCCAUCCUCACUGAUGACGUCAGCUUGCAGGUGUUCAUGGAUCACCUGAAGAAGCUGGCUGUGUCCAGUGCCGCUUGAGCCGAAUGGGAACGGGAAGGGAGGAUGUUCACAGUUGUCUGGGAAGGCUUAAUGACAUUCCUUUCACUUUCCUGGUGGGUUUUAGUAGGUCAUGAAAGGGAAUUCUGAAUGCAACCCGAGAUGAUAAUUUAUUUGUAUUCCUGAUCUCUGCCCUUUUUCCUGCACCAUGAGAUUAUAAGGUCAUAACUGGUGGUAUGGUACAUGUUUAUGUUUUUUGGGAUCCUAACUUUUAUAGUUUAUAUAAAAUCAGAGGUCAUGUAUUUUGGCAGCUUGUUUACAAGAGAAAAGUUUAAUCGUCCUAAUGGAAAUAAAUCUGAAAAAAAAGCACAAAUUUGAUUUUCUGAGAAGUGUGUUUGUUUUAACUCUUUCAUGAAGCAUUUCCUGAACUUAAUACUCAUUUACCACCUACAUGUUAAGAAACCCAGGAAAUUCAAAACACAUGCGAGCGUAUUGAGGCAGAGCUGCUGGAGAUGCACCGACUCGAGUGCAGUGUGCCCAGCCAGGAAACCUCAGGCGUGGCUGCCAACGUAAGCGGUUCCAGCAGAGUGACACCUGUUGCCCUGGGCAUCCCAGUCAGGGAUCCGCAUGAUCCUAAAAAGCACACUCCAAACA